Messenger RNA from Actinia tenebrosa (Australian red waratah sea anemone), 2888 nucleotides. Its product is annotated as glutamine--fructose-6-phosphate aminotransferase [isomerizing] 2. Gene Ontology annotation, biological process: UDP-N-acetylglucosamine metabolic process; fructose 6-phosphate metabolic process; carbohydrate derivative biosynthetic process. The record is from RefSeq and is a predicted model, not a curated record. Gene Ontology annotation, molecular function: L-glutamine:D-fructose-6-phosphate transaminase (isomerizing) activity; carbohydrate derivative binding; phosphatidylinositol binding. Lineage: Eukaryota; Metazoa; Cnidaria; Anthozoa; Actiniaria; Actiniidae.
CCUAAAUAACGAUAUAAGAGGAGAGGUGAAUUACUAAAAAAUAUUACUUAAUUCUAUCUUUCCUGAGGCAUAACCGGCAUCAAGACCUUCUUUCAUCUCAUCAUAACUGAAAAGUUUACUCAUUUUGAUAUCUGGUUUGAAUUCACGGCGUGAAAAUGUGUGGAAUUUUUGCUUAUCUUAAUUUCUGUGUCCCAAGAAAUAAAAAAUACAUCUUACAAACUUUGAUCAAAGGGCUUCAAAGGCUUGAAUAUAGAGGAUACGAUUCUGCAGGUGUUGCUUACGAUUCGAAUAACAACACUACAAGGAUCGUAAAGAAAAGGGGAAAGGUUGCAGCCCUAUCCAAACACAUUGAAGAUCAAGAUGAAUUCAAAAAUGGUGAAAAAACAGACAUUCAUGUUGGGAUUGCACACACUCGCUGGGCAACUCACGGAGAACCAAAUGAACUCAACAGUCAUCCACAAAGAUCUGGUCAAGACAAUGAAUUUGUUGUUGUGCACAAUGGAAUCAUUACAAACUACAAGGACAUAAAAGUUUAUCUGGAAGGAAAAGGGUUCAAGUUUGAAUCUGAAACAGAUACAGAGGUCAUCCCAAAACUUGUCAAAUAUGUUUACGACAAAUCUAAAAAGGAAAACAAGGAAUUGCAGUUCAGGCAGUUGGUUGAGUUGGCCAUCUCUCAACUGGAAGGAGCAUUUGCUUUGGUUUUCAAGAGCCGUCAUUUCCCAGGACAGAUUGUUGCUACCAGGCGUGGUAGUCCCUUGUUGGUUGGUAUUUCUACCAAAACUCCUUUAAAGGCUGAUAAGCUCCCAGUAAUAUACAGYGAAGGGGAUUUUAGGUUAGAAGGUUCUGGAAUUGGCAGCUCCAAUGUGAUAAAGAAUGAAGAAAUGGAUGGCAACUGGUCAAUCCUGCAUGAGGAGGGUGCAUCUAUUGAGUAUUACUUUGCUUCUGAUGCAAGUGCAGUGAUAGAGUACACUAACAGAGUGAUCUACUUGGAAGACAAUGAUGUGGCUGCUGUCGUUGAUGGAAAUCUUACGAUUCAUCGCCUAAUACAACAUGAUGAAUCUGAUGAUGACUAUUACAGAAGCGUGCAGACUUUGCAGUUGGAACUACAAGAGAUCAUGAAAGGAAACUUUGCUUCAUUCAUGCAGAAAGAGAUUUUUGAACAACCAGAGAGUGUGGUAAACACCAUGAGAGGCCGAGUUAACUUUGAAAAUAACAAUGUGCUUUUGGGAGGACUCAAGAGUUACAUGAGUACCAUUAGAAGAUGUCGUCGCAUCAUGCUUAUUGCUUGCGGAACCAGCUUCCACAGUGCAGUAGCAACAAGACAACUUUUAGAGGAGCUAACAGAGUUGCCAGUUGUGGUAGAGUUGGCCAGUGAUUUCCUGGACAGAAGAACACCAGUUUUCAGAGAUGAUGUGUGUUUCUUUAUCAGCCAAUCAGGAGAGACUGCAGAUACACUCAUGGCUUUGAGAUACUGCAAGGGGCGUGGUGCACUUAUUGUGGGCAUCACCAAUACAGUUGGUAGCUCCAUCUCUAGAGAGAGUGUAUGUGGAUGUCACAUCAAUGCAGGACCAGAAAUAGGAGUUGCAAGUACAAAGGCCUAUACCAGCCAGUUCCUCACAUUAGUCAUGUUUGGCUUAAUGAUGGCUGAGGACAGAAUCUCAAUGCAGGAAAGAAGAAAGGAUAUCAUCAAAACCUUAAAAGAACUCCCAGACCUGAUUAAGGAGGUUCUCAAGCUGGAUGACCAAAUAAAGUCCUUAGCAGAAGAGAUGUACAAACACAAAAGUCUUUUAGUGAUGGGCAGAGGAUACCAGUUUGCUACAUGCUUGGAAGGUGCCCUGAAAAUCAAAGAGUUGACAUACAUGCAUUCAGAAGGUAUCUUAGCUGGAGAACUGAAACAUGGUCCAUUGGCGUUGGUUGAUAAAGACAUGCCUGUCAUGAUGAUUGUUGUACAAGAUGCUGUACAUGUUAAAUGCAUGAAUGCACUCCAUGAAGUCACUGCCAGAAAAGGCCGUCCUAUCGUGAUUUGUAACCCRGGUGACAAGGAUGUCCAGUGUCAUGCAAGCCGUGUACUAGAGGUUCCCAAGAUUGUUGACUGUCUUCAGGGACUGCUGACAGUCAUUCCUUURCAGCUCUUGUCAUUCCAUCUUGCUGUAAUGAAAGGAUACGAUGUUGAUUGUCCACGAAAUCUGGCCAAGUCAGUCACAGUUGAAUAAAAUAACUGUUAGAGAAGAUCAUUUUAAUCCUAUUUUAGCAGGCACAUUUUAACUCCAUGUGCCCAGUUGAUAUAUCACAGAGUGACAAUAAUGACUCAAAGUAGAGCUGUCCUAACUUUAAUCUCUAUCGGCAUUUAGUAUUAUUAUUCUCUUUCAAUUAUAGAUUGUUGUUAGAGUAUAAUAAAUUGAAAAGAAAGACAGUUAUUAGUUAGGAGCAUUGUAAGGUAGUCUGUAGGUAGGUGGUUUGGUUGAUUCAUCUACAGGUGUAGUAAAUAAUUAGUUACACCCAUUUUCAUAAUUAUGUGACCAACUCAGCCCUAUAGACAUCUCUGGGUUUUGGGCUCUAUCAAAAAAUUACUAUUCAGACCCUUGAGUUUGAUUGGCAGAAGCCAAAAUCGCAGAGACAUCUCUAAUUAUAGCUAGUUGUCUGGCUGGCGUAAUUAUGGAAAUGGGUAUACGUCUGAUUGAGACAAACUUUCAUUGACUGGUUAUCAGGCAUUAGACUGUCAAUCAAAUAUUCAUCUCCAUUAACUUCUCGCAGUUCCCAUACAUUACUUGAGUUUGUUGUAAAUUAUUGCUGUAACAAUGAAAACAUAUAGAGGAUAUUACAUGGGCACGCGGAGAUACAAAUUUUAUCUUCAAGUGUUCAAUUGAUAUCUCACGAGUGAGCGCAGC